Drosophila navojoa is the source of this 1149-nucleotide messenger RNA. RefSeq lists its product as uncharacterized. Gene Ontology annotation, biological process: protein deubiquitination. Gene Ontology annotation, molecular function: cysteine-type deubiquitinase activity. Lineage: Eukaryota; Metazoa; Arthropoda; Insecta; Diptera; Drosophilidae. Gene Ontology annotation, cellular component: cytosol; nucleus. The record is from RefSeq and is a predicted model, not a curated record.
AUGUCUGACUCGAAGUCUGGAAAGAUCGCUGCCGAGGACGUAGCUCGUGCAGUUCAUGUUAAUCAUCGCCCCGGGCUUAUGAACUUGGGAAAUACUUGCUACAUAAAUAGCGCCCUACAAGCAUUGUCGAUGACGCCCGACUUUUGCCGUAACCUAUUGCUCUCCGAGUGUCCGGCUCCAAUUGUUGUCCACUUGCAACGCUUGAUUGCAAUGAUGCAUUAUUCGCAUUACAACAACGUUAUGCCCUCAUCGGUGCUGCUCUUCAGGAACAAUCCGAUGUUCCCAGCUGGCGAGCAACAGGACUGUUCGGAGUAUUUGGCUCACUUGCUCAAUUCGUUGAACGACGGCGAGAGAACCGAGGGAUUUGUGCCUGCAUUGGACGAUCAAGUUCAUAACUUUACCAUCGCAGACAAGUCAUUCUCUGGACAGCUGACAAAUAUUUAUAAAUGCCUUGUUUGCUCGCAUGAGAGCCGCAUUCAGAAUAGGUUCCGCGAGCUGCAGCUCGCCUUUCCUGACUGCGGUGGAAAUCGUAAGGAAUCUUUCACUGUGCAGAGUCUGAUCGAGUACAACAGCGCGUCCGACAUUCUCGAUGGCGAUGAUAAAUAUGCGUGCCCAUCGUGUGCCACCUAUUGCAUGGGUGAGCAUCAGACGGUGAUCACACAGGGGCCACGCAACCUCAUUAUCACUCUCAAGCGCUUCGGCUACGACAAGGCAACCCAUCAACAUACUAAGCUUAUGAACAAGGUCUACCCAAAUAACACGAUUACACUGACACAAUACAAUAGCACAAUGCAUGAAGUCACUAUCUUGGUUUAUCGCCUUUAUGCUAUUGUAAUACACGACGGUGGCACGAUAAACUCGGGUCAUUACUAUGCACUGGCGCGGGAUGCGGAGCUUCGAUGGGUCAGGUUCAGCGACGACGUGGUCUCUUUCAUGAAGUGCCCGGAAAUUCGUCAGCUAAGGACCAGGGACACCGCGCAUAUGCUGUUCUAUGCUUUGAGCGCAGUAAAGGGCACGGCCUCGCCAGAGGAUAAGGAAAAUGCGAUGCCACUAUCGCCGGAGGAACCGCUUGUCCUUGAAGAACUUCCGGCUGGACUGCUCGACUUCGUGAAGCCAUAUUUGGGAGGUCAACCGCCAAGCCAGUCUUAG